GCACUCUACAUUGACAGCGGAUCGGGUUCAGGUAGGAGCAUGAGUCGGACUCUGCUGUGGCUGGUGGCCUCUUUGGCCUUUGUCUCUCUGACUUCUCUGGCUGAUGGAGCUCCAUUGCAGAUAAUGUCUGCCCCCAACUUGUUGCGGGUAGGAACAGUAGAAAAGAUCUUUGUGGAGUGCCAAGACUACACUGGAGCAGAAAUACCGGUCACAAUCAACGUGAUGAACCAUCCAACUAAAAACACCAGGCUGGCAUCCACAUCUGUGACACUUACCAAUGCAAAUAACUUCCAGGCGCUCGGACAAAUAACGAUCCCUGUUGGAGACUUCAGUAAAGAUCCCAAGGUAAAGCAGUAUGUGUACCUGCAAGCUCAGUUCCCCGACCGAAUGUUGGAGAAAGUCGUCUUGGUCUCCUUCCAGUCCGGGUACAUCUUCAUCCAGACGGACAAGACCCUCUACACCCCUGACAGCACAAUUCAUUACAGGAUGUUUGCAUUGUCACCCCGUAUGGAGCCCAUUGAGAGGGAUGAAACAACCAAAGCUGAUGCUUCUAUUGCCAUCGAGAUUGUGACCCCCGAAGGCAUCAUUUUACCACUUGAUCCAGUCUCCCUGCGAUCUGGGAUGCACGCUGGAGAUUUCCAUCUUGCUGAAAUUGUCAGUCCUGGAUUAUGGAAAGUUGUGGCAAAGUUCUACAGCAACCCACAGCAGAGCUAUUCUGCAGAGUUUGAAGUCAAAGAAUAUGUGCUGCCCAGUUUUGAGGUGAAACUGACACCUUCGAGCACCUUCUUCUACGUGGACAGCCAAGAGUUCACUGUCAACAUCAAAGCUACAUAUCUUUUUGGCGAAGAGGUGGAUGGGACGGCAUAUGUGGUGUUUGGGGUUAUGCAAGAGGGUCAAAAGAAGAGUUUUCCAAAUUCUCUUCAGAGAGUGCAGGUUGACAGAGGUGGUGGAGUGGUCACACUGAAAAGGGAGCACAUCACAAAGACCUACCCAAACAUUAACCAGCUGGUCGGGAGUUCCAUAUUUGUGUCUGUCAGUGUGCUGACAGCUAGCGGUAGUGAAAUGGUGGAGUCAGAGUUGAGAGGUAUCCAGAUUGUCACAUCACCUUACACCAUCCUCUUCAAGAAAACGCCCAAAUAUUUCAAACCAGGAAUGUCCUUCGAUGUUGCGGUUGAGGUUGUGAAUCCUGAUGACACACCGGCAUCAGGUGUAGCAGUGGUGGUCGAUCCAGGCCGGGUGCAGGGCUUCACUGCAGCCAACGGCAUGGCACGGCUCACCAUCAACACAGUUGCAGGAAACUCAAGACUGACAGUUACAGCAAAGACCAAUGAUCCUCGUAUUACACAUGAAAGACAAGCAUCAGCCACCAUGUCAGCUGUGCCAUAUGCCACUAAAAGCAACAACUACAUCCACAUAGGGGUGGAUACUGCUGAGCUUAAUUUAGGAGACAAUCUGAAAAUCAACCUCAACCUCAACAGACAGGGAAAUCAAAACAGUGACAUCACAUACCUGAUCCUGAGCCGAGGUCAAAUGGUGCAAAACGGCCGUUACAAGACGAAAGGUCAAGUGUUGAUUUCCCUGAUAAUUCCCAUUACCAAAGAAAUGCUGCCAUCAUUCCGCAUUAUUGCCUACUAUCAUACAGACGGCAAUGAAGUGGUAUCAGACUCUGUCUGGGUGGAUGUAAAGGAUUCCUGCAUGGGCUCGCUGACGCUGACAUCAUCAAGACCCGCUCCAUCAUAUGAGCCUCGCAGGAUGUUUGGUCUGAAGGUCAUUGGAGACCCAGAGGCCACGGUGGGACUGGUGGCAGUUGACAAAGGCGUCUACGUCCUAAACAACAAACACCGUCUCACCCAGAAAAAGGUGUGGGAUAUUGUAGAGAAGCAUGACACUGGCUGCACACCUGGUGGAGGGAAGGACGGUAUGGGUGUGUUCUACGAUGCUGGGUUGUUGUUUGAGUCCAGCACAGCUUCUGGGACUCCCUACAGACAAGAAUUGAAAUGCCCGGCCCCCAGCAGGAGGAAACGAGCUACCACUAUAACGGACGUCAGAACCAGCUUAUUGAGUCAGUACACAGAACAAGCGCAAAAAGAUUGUUGUUCGGAUGGCAUGAGGGAAACUCGCCUCUCAUACACCUGUGAGAUACGUGCAGAGUACAUCACUGAUAAUGCAACCUGUGUGGAGGCCUUCCUGCACUGCUGCAAGGAGAUAGCAAACCAGCGAGCUGAGAUGAAGGAGGAUAGCCUCCUGCUGGCUCGCAGUGAGGAGGAUGACAACAGUUACAUGGACAGCAACGAAAUUAAUUCGCGCACCAAGUUCCCUGAGAGUUGGCUGUGGUCAGAUGUCAAACUGCCUGCUUGCUCUCGACAAUCGCCUAACUGUGAAACCACAUCAAUGACGAAAAACGUUCCUUUGCAAGACUCAAUCACAACCUGGCAGUUUACUGGCAUUAGUCUGUCAAGAACGAACGGAAUCUGUGUUGGUGAGCCAUUAGAAGUAAUUGUCCGGAAGGAGUUCUUCAUUGAUCUCAGGGUGCCGUACUCUGCUGUCCGUGGAGAGCAGCUGGAAGUUAAGGCAAUCCUCCACAACUACAGCCCAGAUCCUGUCACUGUGCGUGUUGAUCUGAUCGAGAAGGAGCACGUGUGCAGUUCAGCCUCUAAACGUGGAAAGUAUCGUCAGGAAGUGAACAUCGGACCCAAACAACGAUCUGUACCCUUCGUCAUUAUUCCCAUGAAACAUGGAGAGUACCCCAUUGAGGUCAAAGCAGCUGUUAAAGAUUCGUCACUCAACGAUGGAAUUAUGAAAAUGCUGCGGGUGGUGCCUGAAGGUGUACUGGUUAAAUCUCCUCAGAUUAUAACUCUAGACCCAGCUAACAAAGGUGUAGGUGGUAAACAAGAAGAAAUCCUCAACAGUGGAAUUCCUAAGAAAGAUUUGGCUCCAAACACACCUACCAGCACACAGAUCUCUGUGACAGGGAAAGAACAAGUGUCUGUACUGGUGGAGAACGCCAUUAGUGGGAACUCUAUGGGAAGUCUGAUCUACCAGCCCGGGGGCUGUGGAGAGCAGAACAUGAUCCAUAUGACCCUGCCUGUUAUUGCAACCAUAUAUUUGGACAAAACCAACCAGUGGGAAUCUGUGGGCUUUCAGAAACGUGCUGAAGCUCUCCAACACAUCAAGACCGGUUACCGCAACGAGCUUGCCUACCGUAAAAAAGAUGGGUCUUUUGCUGUUUGGGCGAAUCGCCCAAGUAGCACCUGGCUGACAGCUUAUGUUGCCAAGGUGUUUGCCAUGGCCAACAGUCUGGUGGCAGUGCAAAAGGAACACAUCUGUGAAGCAGUCAAGUUUCUGAUUCUCAAUGCGCGCAGCAACGACGGCUUAUUUAGAGAAGUUGGAAGGGUGUCCCACGGAGAGAUGAUUGGUGACGUGCGUGGUGCAGAUUCAGAUGCCUCCAUGACAGCCUUCUGCCUCAUUGCCAUGCAGGAAUCACGCUCACUAUGUGCACCUACUGUGAAUAGUCUAGCUGGCAGUAUAGACAAAGCAGUGGCUUACCUGGAGAAGCGUCUGCCCCAUCUCACCAACCCAUAUGCUGUUACCAUGGCAUCAUAUGCCCUGGCCAAUGAAAACAAACUGAACCGCGAGAUCCUCAACAAAUUUGUCGCCCCAGACUUGUCCUACUGGCGGACACCUAAGGGGCGCGUUUACACACUGGAGGCCACAGCUUACGCUCUUCUCGCUCUGGUCAAGGCUAAGGCAUUUGAGGACGCCAGACCUGUAGUGAGAUGGUUCAACAAACAGCAGAAGGUGGGCGGAGGCUAUGGAUCAACACAGGCAACUAUAAUAGUGUACCAGGCUAUAGCAGAGUACUGGACCAAUGCUAAAGAACCAAACUAUGACCUGAAUGUGGACAUCUUGUUGCCAGGCAGGUCAAGUCCUACCAAGUACAAUUUCAACCAGAACAACCAGUUCACUACCAGAACAUCUAAAAUCAAUGAUAUAAACCAGGAUGUGAAAGUUACUGCCACAGGCUCAGGAGAAGCAACAGUGAAAAUGGUGUCGCUGUAUUACGCUCUGCCCAAAGAAAAGGAGAGUGACUGUCAGAAGUUCAACUUGUCAGUGGAGCUCUUGCCAGAGAAAAUGGAUGAGGAUGAGAAAAUAUACAAACUGAGAAUCCAGGUUUUGUAUAAGGACAAGGACCAUGAUGCAUCCAUGUCAAUCUUGGAUAUUGGGUUGCUAACUGGCUUCACUGCUAACACAAACGACCUGGACUUGUUGGCCAAAGGCCGUGCCCGCACUAUUGCAAAAUAUGAGAUGAACAAAGUCCUGUCAGAAAGAGGCUCACUCAUCAUCUACCUGGACAAGGUUUCUCACAGACGAAUGGAGGAGAUCAGUUUUAGGAUCCAUCAGAAACUAAAAGUGGGAGUCUUACAACCAGCUGCUGUGUCUGUCUAUGAGUACUAUGACCAAUCACACUGUGUGAAAUUUUACCACCCAGAGAGGAAAGCUGGACAGCUACUACGGCUUUGUAGAAAUGAUGAAUGCACAUGUGCUGAAGAGAAUUGUAGUAUGCAGAAGAAGGACAAUAUCAAAGAUGAUCAGCGCACAGCUAAGAUUUGCGAGAGUACACUGACCAGCAAAAUAGAUUUUGCAUACAAAGUGAGAGUGGAGGAAUUUGCAGACGGUUUGUCCACUGACAUUUACACAGUGCGGGUACUGGAAGUCAUCAAGGAAGGAAGUUUUGAUGUGGGUCCUCUGAAUAAACUGCGCACAUUCCUCAGUUAUCCACACUGCAGGGAGUCUUUAGACUUGGCAGAGAGCAAAAUCUACCUUAUCAUGGGCACAUCCAAAGAUAUUCACAGAGAUGACGUAGAUCAAACGUAUCAGUAUGUACUUGGAGAGAGAACUUGGAUCGAGUACUGGCCCACAGGUGCAGAGUGUCAAACUGAUGAACACAGACCUACCUGUCUGGGCAUGGAGGAGAUGGUCCAGCAGUACCAACUCUUUGGGUGUCAGCAGUAGUGAAACUCGAGGAAACAAAAUGUUCUUUUCAAAUUGUUUUUAUUUUGCAUUAUUCAUGUAAAACUCAACCUGCUUUGGGAUGUAAGGUCUCACAAUGUUGCACUGUACUGAAUAAAACACAAUGGUCUCAA
Molecule: messenger RNA, 5144 nt
Organism: Plectropomus leopardus (leopard coralgrouper)
Lineage: Eukaryota; Metazoa; Chordata; Actinopteri; Perciformes; Serranidae
Source: RefSeq, a predicted model, not a curated record